This is a messenger RNA of Malurus melanocephalus (red-backed fairy wren), 8072 nucleotides long. It is a transcript of the gene KIF16B, whose product is annotated as kinesin family member 16B. The transcript is spliced from 23 exons. The record is from RefSeq and is a predicted model, not a curated record. NCBI's taxonomy places the organism in Eukaryota, Metazoa, Chordata, Aves, Passeriformes, Maluridae. Gene Ontology annotation, molecular function: microtubule motor activity; ATP binding; phosphatidylinositol binding. Gene Ontology annotation, biological process: microtubule-based movement. Bases 181 to 5820 code for a protein of 1879 amino acids.
GGGGUGUUGUGUCCUUGCGCGGCUGCCGUAGCGGCCGGCGGGGCAGGGUGGCGGUGGCCGCGGCGACAUGGGCUAGUCUGGGGGUGGCCUCGCUGGCCUUGGCGGCGGGCGGGGCGAGGCCAGGGGCGGUGGCGAGGGACAGCGGCGAGGGACAGCUCCGGCCGGCGGCGGCGAUGAGCCAUGGCCUCCGUGAAGGUGGCCGUGCGAGUGCGGCCGAUGAAUCGCAGGGAGAAAGACCUUAAUGCAAAGUUUAUUAUUUCAAUGGAAAAAAAUGAAACAACAAUCACAAACUUAAAGAUCCCAGAGGGUGCUACUGGAGACACGGGACGAGAAAGAACAAAGACAUUUACCUAUGAUUUUUCCUAUUUCUCAGCAGACAGUAAAAGUCCCAGCUUUGUUUGUCAAGAAAUGGUUUUCAARAAUCUUGGUACAGAUGUGCUUAAAUCUGCUUUUGAAGGUUAUAACGCCUGUGUUUUUGCAUAUGGACAGACAGGAUCUGGCAAGUCCUACACCAUGAUGGGAAAUGCGGGUGAUGCAGGUUUGAUACCUCGAAUUUGUGAAGGAUUAUUCAGCAAAAUAAGUGAAAAAACGAAGCGGAAUGAGGCAUCCUUUCGAACAGAAGUCAGUUAUUUGGAAAUUUAUAAUGAACGUGUUAGAGAUCUUCUCAGACGGAAAUCAUCAAAAACUAAUAAUUUACGAAUACGGGAACAUCCAAAAGAAGGGCCAUAUGUUGAGGACUUGUCUAAACAUUUAGUCCAAAAUUAURCUGAUGUUGAGGAACUUAUGGAUGCAGGAAAUAUAAAUAGGACGACGGCUGCAACUGGAAUGAAUGAUGUCAGUAGCAGGUCACAUGCCAUUUUCACAAUCAACUUCACUCAGGCUAAAUUCGAUUCUGAAAUGCCUUGUGAAACUGUUAGCAAGAUUCAUUUGGUAGAUCUUGCUGGAAGUGAGAGAGCAGAUGCCACUGGUGCCACAGGGGUUAGAUUAAAGGAAGGAGGGAAUAUUAACAAAUCUCUAGUUACUUUGGGAAAYGUAAUUUCUGCCUUAGCUGAUUUAUCUCAGGAUGUGACAAAUCCUCAUUCAAAGAAGAAACAAGUAUUUGUGCCUUACAGGGACUCAGUGUUGACUUGGUUGUUAAAAGAUAGCCUAGGAGGAAACUCUAAAACGAUAAUGAUUGCCACUAUUUCACCUGCUGAUGUCAAUUAUGGAGAAACUUUGAGUACACUUCGCUAUGCAAACAGAGCCAAAAACAUCAUCAACAAGCCUACUAUUAAUGAGGAUCCUAACGUCAAACUGAUCCGUGAGCUGAGAGCUGAAAUAGCCCGAUUAAAAACCCUGCUUGCUCAAGGGAAUCAGAUUGCACUCUUGGAUUCUCCGACAGCUUUAAGUAUGGAAGAAAAGCUUCAGCAGAAUGAAGCAAGGGUACAAGAACUGACCAAAGAGUGGACUAACAAGUGGAAUGAAACUCAAGAUAUUCUGAAAGAACAAACCUUGGCUCUGAGGAAAGAAGGGAUAGGUGUUGUGUUAGAUUCUGAACUGCCUCAUCUCAUUGGCAUUGAUGAUGAUCUUCUCAGUACUGGUAUCAUCUUGUACCACUUGAAGGAGGGCCAAACAUAUGUUGGCAGAGAGGAUGCUAUGACAGAACAGGAUAUUGUUCUUCAUGGCCUUGAUUUGGAAAGUGAGCACUGCAUCUUUGAAAAUCUCARUGGUACUGUGAACCUCAUCCCGCUGAAUGGAGCGCAGUGUUCCGUGAAUGGUAUUCAGAUUACAGAGCCCACACACCUCAACCAAGGUGCUGUUAUAUUACUUGGAAGAACCAACAUGUUUCGGUUUAACCACCCCAAAGAAGCUGCUAAACUAAGGGAGAAAAGAAAGAGUGGACUGCUAUCUUCCUUCAGCUUAUCUAUGACUGAUCUUUCUAAAUCUUGUGAGAACCUGUCAGCAGUUAUGCUUUAUAAUCCAGGGCUAGAAUUUGAGAGACAACAACGAGAGGAGCUUGAAAAACUAGAAAGUAAAAGGAAACAAAUAGAAGAAAUGGAAGAAAAACAAAAGUCUGACAAAGCAGAACUUGUAAGAAUGCAGCAAGAAGUAGAGUCGCAGCGCAAAGAGACAGAAAUAGUUCAGCUGCAAAUACGGAAACAGGAGGAGAGUCUGAAACAGAGAAGUGUUCAYAUUGAGAGCAGGUUAAAGGAUUUGCUGGCUGAAAAAGAAAAAUUUGAAGAAGAGAGAUUACGGGAACAACAGGAGAUAGAGCUUCAAAAGAAAAAGCAUCAGGAAGAAAUUUUUGCCCGGGUCAAAGAGGAGUUGCAGCGACUACAAGAACUUAAUCAUAAUGAAAAAGCAGAGAAAAUGCAGAUUUUUCGUGAACUAGAAAAACUMAAAAAGGAAAAAGAUGAGCAAUAUCUUAAGCUGGAAUCAGAAAAAAAGAGACUUGAAGAACAGGAAAGAGAACAGGUGAUGCUGGUGGCUCACCUAGAAGAACAGCUUCGAGAGAAGCAGGUCAUGAUAGAGCUCCUGAAGAGAGGGGAUUUGCAAAGGGUAGAAGAAGAGAGAAGAGAUCUUGAAGAUAUCAGAGAAUGUCUUUUAAAAGUCAAGGAAGCCCGAUCUGAAGGUGAUGAAAACCAUGAAGAGUUAGAAAAAGCACAGCAUGAUUUUGUUGAGUUUAAAAGGAAACAGCUGGAACAAUUGACUAUUUUGGAAAAAGACUUAGUUCAACAAAUGGAUCACCUAGAAAAGGAAAUAGCAGAUGAAAAAAGAGCUCUGAAGCACUUAAAAUUUGCACGUGAAGAACAUUUAAAUCUCAAGAGAGAUGAAGAAAACUUUAUGGAUGCCAUACUCAAAGCAGAAGAAGUUGACAAGAUAAAGCCAGCAGAAUGCAAGCUCCAAUCUAAAGUACGACAGCUUGAGUACCUAAAGAGUAAUCAUUUGCCAGCUCUGCUGGAGGAAAAACAAAGAGCUUCUGAAGUCCUUGAUAGGGGUUUGUUAGGGUUAGAUAAUACUCUCUAUCAAAUAGAGAAAGAAAUAGAAGAAAAAGAAGAGCAGCUUGCCCAGUAUAGGGCUAGCACAAAUCUGCUGCAGCAGCUUCAAGAAACAUUUGAAUUCACAGCCAAUGUAGCUCGGCAGGAGGAAAAGGUUCGGAAAAAGGAAAAGGAAAUCCUUGAAUCAAGGGAAAAGCAGCAGAGGGAGGCGCUGGAACAAGCUGUUGCUAAGUUAGAACGGAGACAUUCUGCUUUGCAGCGUCGUUCCACUAUAGACUUUGAAAUUGAAGAGCAGAAACAGAAGCUGGCCACCUUGAACAACAGCUGCAAUGAACAGGCAGGACUGCAGGCAAGUCUGGAAGCUGAGCAGAAAGCCCUUGAACAAGACCGAGAACGCCUGGACCAGGAAAUUCAGCAGCUGAAGCAAAAAAUAUACGAGGGCAACGGUGCUCAGAAAGGAAACCAUGGAAUAUUAGACGAGAGAUUCUCUCAUAGCACUUCCCCUGCCAGCUCAACAAAGCCACAACUACCUGCUGGCCCACUGGUUGAUGAUAGGAUAAAUGCCUUUAUUGAACAAGAAGUGCAGAGAAGGCUUCAGAAUAUUCAUCAUAAAACUGAGGAUGAUGAUGUUAGUGCAUCCUUCYCUGCAGAAAGUUUCAAGGAUAAUGAGAGGCAUMAUAACAGCACUAUUCAACGGAAGUUGAAGUAUGAGAAAAGUCAACAGUGGCAGCCACAGUAUGGCUUUCCAUUUCUGUCUAAAGAAGGCAUUUGUGCUUCUGAGCUGUGUGGAGAAAUAAGAGACCAUARGACACGGAAGGCAUAUACAGAGAUGCUGGAUUUAUUUUCCAGUUCUGGAAGACUCUCGUCCCCUUGUACAUCAGAGAAGGCAUUUCAGAAUGAAAGGAGUAACUCAGAACAGGAGAGCUUUGCUUGUCAUUGUGACAUUAAAAGUAGUUUAAUUCACUCUAAAAGUACUAAUACCUUAAAGAGUACGAAUGUUCCUUAUCAGAAUGUUUUGUCUCCUUAUUUACAUAGUUCUGACUUUAAUAAUGUGGCUUUUUCACUCCACGAGGUUGAAAAUUUCAAUCAUUUUGAUGGUAACAUAAUUACUUCUCCAGAUUGUGACAGCUYAAGAACUGAAUCCGAUUGUUCCCACUUGAAACAGCUGUCUCCUGCAGGAUCCUUAACGGGUGCUAAUAAGCAAACUGACUCAUGCCUUCUCUUUUCUCAGUCUAGUGUGCAUUCUGAAACAAAAACUUACAAAGAAAACAGCCCAUUAAACACAGUGCACAUGAUAAUUGAUGACCAAUCUAGUAAUUCUCAGCUUUCAACGCAGAAAUGCUCUGAUUUGGUUUCUUUUAAGUCAAUAGCUUCUUGUUUUGAUGAGAGACCAGAACACAGUUCCAGUCUGGGAUAUCUUUUCAGUAAGCUUUCCUGUUUUUAUAAAGAUACCARCAGUCAGCUGCUCAGCAGUGCGGUGAUUCCUAAACAAAUUAAGGAGUUGGGAAGUUUGUGUGACAGAAGUGAGACAUGUGCCCAAGCAGUAUCAUUAAUAAAAAAUCUGCCAUUUUUAAGAGACUUGAAAGUAGAUACGUUCCUCAAGUCAGGUAUGAAUCCAGACAUGUCCCACACUACUGAUGGUGCCAAAGGUCAUACUGAAAAUGUCCUUCAUCCUGAAUCCACAAUGUGCAUAAGCACAGAGAUCACUGAUGCCUUCGAGAGAAAGCCUGAAGGGUUUGCAUGCCGUUGGAAAAAUGAAGAGCUAGAAAACAGUUUUGUCUUAAGACAGAACUUUGUGCAUUUUCCUGAUAUCUUUUUGAAGCUUCAGGUCUGUUCUCUGGAAAAGGUACUGGAAUUUUUCAUCUGUGCUUUACCUCAAAUUUCUGUUAGGAUGGAGGAGUUGAAAGGUAUCUAUUGGCUCGCUGUUGGCAGUUGCAGAAAACCCAACCCAGAACCUGCUUGCUUGCUUUUGUUCAGUUCCAUUCUGUAUGUUGUUGUUUCGUCAGACAARCAAGAAGCCUGUCAGAAUUCCUUGGAAGUGUUUCAUGAAGUUCCUAUCAGCACUUUAAAGGAGAUUCAAGUUGGCUUUGCUGGACAGUAUCUUCGACUUCUGUAUUCUGCUGGUUUACUCACAAUAUUUACCUAUAACAAACACUUCACUCAAAGAAUUUGCAAUGACAUAAUAAGAAAUUUGAUUUUUACAGUGGAUGAUGAUGUUUGUUUAAAUCACCAGCUUUUGAAAGAUGACUUGAUGCAGAUUUCACUCAACUGGACUUCAGAUAUAAAUGAAUUAGUUUUUUCAAAUGGAGUACGAUUGUCCUGUAAGUUUGAAACUGAGUUAGCUGAUCUAGUUUACUUACUCCAUGAAAAUAUGGGAAGUAUUAAACCUUCAUUAGGUGAAAUUCAUGUGCUACUGUAUACAUCAGUGAAAGUAGACUGUGCUGAGCAGACUGUGCAUAGAAGUCUUGUUCUUACAACUACUCAUAUAGGUCUURUCAAGGAAAAUUAUGUCUUUUUUUCUGCACCUAACAUUUUGGAUGCUUCAUGCCAGCAAUCACAAUUUGACAGCCUUUGGUUGCACAGUUURAAUGACAUUCGAUGUGCAGUUUUGCCAGACAAAGAGAAUUACACAAAAAUUGAGCUUGUGUUUUCUAGAAGGAGCAAGGUUGGACCUGAUCCAACUGUUUUUUCUAAAUACUCUGAAAAAGAAAUAAAUACUCAGCUGACAGUCAUCCCAUCAGUUCUUCAAAGCAGUUUGCAUAUGCCUUCAGAAACCUGGAAAUUAACAUUCAGUACAGGUGAAGAAGCCAUUUGGCUAAUUACACAUUUGGCUAGGUCUUGAAAUCCGAAAUACUUUUCGAUAUGUUCAAAAUAAAAGGCUAAUGAAUAUUGAUAAAAUCCUUUUCUUUUUUUCUUUGUAUUCAGUAGAGAAAAAGGACCUUUGAGCUCUAGGGGAAUACCACAGACUGUGUACACCCAUCUAAGCAAUAAUAAUUAUUACUUGAGUGCUUGCAUUUUGUGAAUCUCUGAUAUGUUGUACAUACAAUCCUUGGGAAAGUGGGGAAAUGAAAUGYUUCUAUGUUAUAUGGUAGGUGGAUGAAAACUAUAAUUAAGGCUCUGUCUUCUGAUUUCCAUUUUGGCUGUGUUUUCUGGCUUCUUCCACAUACUGUCUUCAUUAGUGUCUUUUCUAUUCCUCCUCGAUUGUCUUUUCUUUAAUCUUUUUCAUUAUCUUUGUUUUUCAUGCUCCUCUUUUAUUUCAUGCCCUUGAUAUCAAUAUUUAAAAACAUCUGCAAUUUUUUUUUUAAAUCUUAUUUUCACUGUAUGGCUCUUAAUAGUACAGAUGUUUACAGCUUUUAUACAUGCAAUUUUGAGAAUAUUAGCAUUGACAAUUCUCUUCUGCUUCAGAGUUUUGCAUUUAAGUUUUUACUGCACUUUCAUAUCAAAAUUUGUCACUAGUGCAAAARGAAUUUUGCUUUAAAUAGCAUUUCAACUUUUGAUUAUGCUACUGUGGCAAGAUAAAUGUUUUGGGGUCUAUCAUCUGUGUGCAUGUUUCUCAUGCUGUAACUGGGUAGUUGACAACUGGGAACAGUGUCUGACAAAGGGAGUGAGUUUACCUCUAGAAUUCUGUCCAUCUAAUGUGCUUGGCCUUAUUUUUGUUUUCUGCUUGCUUAAUGAUGGGGUUGUUGAUGCUGUGAGAUUGUAUCUCUUACAGUCUUUUUAUUAGUACAGCCCAAGAAAAAAUAAAACUGUUGGGCAGUAGCAAAAGAUUUCCAUUUGUUGAGGCUCUCCUCUAGCUUAGGACAAGGAUUUUUUUUUUUACCUGUUACCCCUGUCAUUUGUCCAAACAAUAAAUAAGUUGUUGUCUCCUAUCUUUUGUAUCUUCUCUUGUAAGAAGAGUUGAAUAUCUUUGGAAUCCUGUUUCUUGAAUAUGCCAUCUGCCCUGUUUGAGGAAGAUGGCUCUUGGCAGCAAAAAACAGUGGUAUCUGAUCUGAAAUUCUAAAUUCUGUAAGCAURUUGCCAGCAGAGGUGAAAUCUUCUACUAGACAGAGUUAGACUUCAGUCUCCCUGCUAGUAUAAGAACAUUUCCCAUUUGUUUCUACCAUAUGCUAAGACAUGUUARUGUAACUCACAUGGGAUUUAAAAAGAAAUAGCUUGCUUUGGGUASAGCAGUUAUGUCUGGAAGGAUGAACUCUUGUUUAGAUAGAGAAUUAUGGGGGGUUUUAUCACUACAUUUCUWCUUCCUUAAGGAAGUCCAAAAAUGAGCAAAAUGUUUCAUGUUACUUUGAGGUAUUGUGGAGUUUUUUUGACAARAGAAUGUGUACAAAUGAGUAGACAGUGGGGUAUCCUCAUGUAAGUCCUGCUCAGGAGUGGCUCCCUCAUUGAYAUCACCAAGGCAUUUCUUCUGGGCCUUGCCCUAAGUCAGUAUUGAGUGGCACUGUUUGAGGGCACUGUCUUGAUCAAGGCUGUUAAAGGAAAACAAUCUCUGCAACCGAUUUAUUUUCUGAUUUUACUCUUAAAGUUAGAUGUUUGUGUGUCCUGUGUUUCCCAAUAAUAUUUUUCCCUCUUUUGUGCUUCUUAAAAAAAUGUAACUCAAUGAAUACUCUGCAUUUUUGUCAAAAAUAACAACUUAAUAGCAGUAUAUUUUAUUCUAAUAYUUCUAUUUUUACUAUGUAAAGCUAACAUAAAGACAAUUGUUUAUAAAUAUCAAAACAUUGUUUAAUGCAUUAGGGGGCAUUUUCCACAACAYCUUGUAUUUUGAGAUUGUUUUCCUCUCUAUUAGCUGUUUGUAAUAGUUCUCUGAAAAUGACUGUGAAUAAAUUACAUGUGGACAGAGGUGGCUUUAAGAGUAACUUUUAUUGUUGUUUUAAAAUAGAUGAUGUUGUUGGCAGGGCAAUGAACUUAAYUUCUCUUUUCCCCCAAGGAAAGAAUAUCUUACAUUUCAAUGCUCCAGGAAUGAGUUUUAGCUGAAAAGCCAGUUAAGUGGGGAGUAAUUAUAGAAGAACAAAAUAGACAGGAGACCAUUUUUUGUGAAAACAAAUGUCACUAAAAAUAUUUUUCCAUUCCAACAUAAACUUUUUUAUGGUUUCCUAAAAU